CUCGAAGCGGUGCGUCCGCUGGACCGGGCGUGUGGGCAACGUGCCUAAACGUAUAUAUAUCCUCCUCCCCGGACGCUGCUUGGUCUCUCCUUUCCGCCCAUGCUUUGACCGUCCUCAGGAGCCUCCCGAACCUCGUCGCGACCAUGUCUAACCACGUCGACCGCAUCCUCACAGACCCUAUCAUCUCGACCGAGAACACCGCCUUCUCACCUUCUCGCUCCAGACCUCCCGUAGAGCUUCCUCUCACUAAUGGCCAUUCUGCCACGGAGCGGGACCCACUUAUUGGACAGGCCAAGGUCAAGAAACCGUUCUAUCGUGCAAGGCCGCUAUGGCUCGUUCCGUUUGCGCUUGUGUCUGCGAUAACACGUGGAAUGACUGUCGCAUCCCGCGUAGAGGUCUUCACCGAGCUCUCGUGCAACAACCUCGACCACCACUACAACCACACUGUCAUCCUCCCUUCCCUCCGCGCUCCCAAGACCGCGCUCGACGCGUCCACAGCCGCAUCCCCUACAAAUUCGUCAACAGCCCUCUCUCACGAGCCGGUCACAGUCUACUUCGACGAUGACGACGACUGGGACGACCCCCGCGUCAUUCCGAACAAGCGCUGCGUCUCCAAUCCCAAGGUCCAGGCCGGCGCAGCGCGUCUCCAGACCAUAAUAACGACCACCAUGGGCGCGCUUUCGGCACUUACCACUGGCUUCUGGGGCAAGUUCGGCGAACGCCACGGCCGCACACGCGUUCUCUCCAUCGCCACCUUGGGACUCCUCCUUACAGACCUGACAUUCAUCCUUAUCUCCACGCCACACAGCCCGCUCGCCACACACUCCCACAAGCUGCUUAUCGUCGCCCCGAUCCUCGAGGGCGCCCUUGGCGGCUGGUCGAGCCUCAACGGCGCGUGCACGGCCUACAUUGCCGACUGCACCUCCUCCGGCUCGCGCGCACGCGUCUUUGCGCGCUUCACCGGCGUCUUGUUCACUGGGCUCGCACUGGGCCCGUUCCUCGGCGCGUGGCUCAUCCGGAAUCCGCUGCCGUUCUUGCAGAUAAGCCACGGCGGACACCCGCUGGAGAGCGUGAACUCGGUGUUCUGGGUCGCGAUCGCGCUCUGGUUCGUCAACUUCCUGCUCGUCCUCUUCGUCUUCCCCGAGUCGCUCCCCGCCGCGAAGCGCGCCGCGUUCCGCAAGGGGAAGAACCGCGCGACGGGCGAACACACGGACGAUCUCGCGAUCUCGACCUCGACCUCCUCGUCCUCGUCCUCCUCCUUGGGCUUCAAGCACGGCUCGAGCCCCGGCCGCUCGCUGUUCCGUGUCGUCCGCGGCUUUCUCUCGCCGCUCGCGAUGUUCCUCCCCGCCGAGGUUCCCGGUGCAGGUGUAGUGAGGGUGAAGACGGGCGACACCAAGGCGUCGCUGAGAUCAAAGGCCGAGAAAGACUGGAGCCUGACGUACCUCGCGCUCGCGCUCUUCCUGCACAUGCUCGCGAGCGGCAUAUUCCAGAUCAAGUAUCUCUACGCGGAGCACGUGUACGAGUGGACGGCGGAGCAGCUGAGCUACUAUAUCAGCUUCAUGGGCGCGGGGCGCGCUGGGUAUCUGCUGUUCUUGUUGCCUUUUUUGCUUGCGACAUUUAAACCCAUCCACGCGGCCAUCGCCCCUGCUUCCUCCGUGCCCGCCACCACCACCUCCAAAGCAAAGCCCAAACCCACGCGCGGCCAGCUGCUCACCGAGAUGCGCUUCGACCUGCGCGUCGUCCGUCUCUCGCUCUUCGCCGACCUCGCCUCGCACGUCCUCGUCGUGCUCGCGCCCCUCCCCGGCGACUCCUCCUCCUCCACCACUGGCGCGGACUCCGCAUUGAAGUGGCGCUCGCAGAUGCUGUUCGUGGCCGCGACGUCGCUCGCGAGCGCGGGCGCGGGUGUUAUGCCCGCUGUGCAGAGUCUCGCGCUGUCGAUGCUGCAGGGGCGCGCGGCUGGUGUGGCUGCUGCGGCCGCAGCGGUGGCGAAGCAGCAGCGCGGGGAUAGGCUGGGGUCCAUUAUCGGUGAGGCGGAGGCUGGAGCGGGGGCAGAGACGUCGGUGGCGCCGAGCGUGGCGAGUCUGCACGAGGACGUGGCGCUCGAGCCGGGCAAGCUGUUUGGUGCGCUCGCGGUGCUGCAGGCGAGCGGGCAGAUGAUUCUCGGGCCGCUGCUCUUCGGCCUCAUCUACAGCGGCACAGUCGGCACCUCCCCAAAAUCCGUUUUCGCAGCCGCAGGCGCGCUCGUCUUCCUCGCGAUCCUGUUCAUCGGGCUCGUCAGCCUCCCGCGCGCGGGGCUCGCUUCCUCCUCCUCGCCUUCCACCUCCACUACCACCGCCGGCACCGGCACCGGCAAAGCCCCUGCUCUCAAGCGCAACACAGCCGCAUGCUGGCCAGUGGCGACGGCGAUAGGCGCGGGCGGGCAGGUCGUUCCGGUUGUGAUGAGCGCCAAUGCCAACGCCAAUAACGCAAAGGCGAAGCGCCGGAGAGAGGCAGAGGAGCGCAGGGGGCGCUCGAUGGUGCGGAAGGACCUGCGCGGGGGCGCCGCGCCCCCUGCCUCUACCUCUACCUCUACUCCUGCGCCGGGGUUGUCGAAUGUGCGUGCGGGGCCGUCGGGGAUGCGCGUGUCAUGAUGAGAUGGCGGUGGCGGUUGGCAUGGGAUUGUUAUGUAUGUGGUGUGGUUUGACUCGGCUCUUUAGAUACCCUUGACUUGGGUGGAUUGAUUGCGUUGUAUUGUAUUAUUUAGAUGGGUCUGGACAUCAUCGUGUACUUACUGUAUCGUGGUUGCGGAUCGCUGCACUCUUU
This is a messenger RNA of Coniophora puteana RWD-64-598 SS2, 2802 nucleotides long. RefSeq lists its product as uncharacterized. Bases 144 to 2630 code for a protein of 828 amino acids. Lineage: Eukaryota; Fungi; Basidiomycota; Agaricomycetes; Boletales; Coniophoraceae. The record is from RefSeq and is a predicted model, not a curated record. Gene Ontology annotation, molecular function: transmembrane transporter activity. The transcript is spliced from 7 exons. Gene Ontology annotation, cellular component: membrane. Gene Ontology annotation, biological process: transmembrane transport.